AUGGAUGGACAAAUUGGUAGACGGAUAAGCGGAUUUGUGGACGGAUGGAUGAUGGAGGAAUGGAUGGACCGGCGGAUGAAAUGGGAAGAUGGACGGAGUGGUGUGACGGCGGAUGGACGGGGAUGGAUUGGUAAGCGAAUGAAUGGAUGCAAGGGUGGACGGAUGGACGAACGAAUAAAUGCAAGAAUGGACAGACAACGGAUGGACGGUCGGACGGACGGAUGGACGAACGGUCAGAUGCAAGAGUGGACGGACGGAUGGACGGAUAAAUGGAUAGAUGGAUGGAUGAAUGAAUGA
Brugia malayi is the source of this 297-nucleotide messenger RNA. RefSeq lists its product as uncharacterized. The record is from RefSeq and is a predicted model, not a curated record. Lineage: Eukaryota; Metazoa; Nematoda; Chromadorea; Rhabditida; Onchocercidae. The coding region runs from base 1 to 297 and encodes 98 amino acids. The transcript is spliced from 2 exons.